This is a messenger RNA of Debaryomyces hansenii CBS767, 1455 nucleotides long. Its product is annotated as cytochrome P450. The record is from RefSeq and is a predicted model, not a curated record. Bases 1 to 1455 code for a protein of 484 amino acids. NCBI's taxonomy places the organism in Eukaryota, Fungi, Ascomycota, Pichiomycetes, Serinales, Debaryomycetaceae. Gene Ontology annotation, molecular function: iron ion binding; oxidoreductase activity, acting on paired donors, with incorporation or reduction of molecular oxygen, reduced flavin or flavoprotein as one donor, and incorporation of one atom of oxygen; heme binding. The transcript has a single exon.
AUGAAAAGGCUUAGUGCAAAACCAAUGCAAGUCACUGCUCGGGAUGCAUUCGUGGGUAUUCCACUAGUAUUUAACCUUUUAAAAGCUAAGAGAGAAGGGACCAUGGUAGACAUGACCAAGGAAAGAUACGAGGAAUUUGGAGUUGAUACUUUUGACUUCAGAAUAGCAGGGACGCAUGCCAUCGCGACCCGGGACCCUGAGAACAUCAAGGCCGUUUUGGCUACGCAGUUCAAUGAUUUUGUCUUAGGAAAAAGACAUGCUCAUUUCAAGCCGUUAUUGGGAGAUGGUAUUUUUACAUUAGAUGGGGCAGGAUGGAAGCACUCACGGGCGAUGUUGAGACCACAAUUUGCUCGGGAGCAGGUUGCGCAUGUAAAAGCGUUAGAGCCUCACUUACAGACACUUGCUAAACACAUCAUAAAUUCUAAGGGAGAAAGAUUCGAUAUCCAGCCGUUAUUUUUUAGAUUAACCAUUGACAGUGCUACGGAAUUUUUGUUUGGUGAAUCGGUGGAAAGCUUACAUGACGAGAGCGUUGGGCUUACUAGAGAUCCUGUUGACUUUGACGGUAAAUCUGGAUUUGCCGAUGCGUUUAAUAACUCUCAAGCAUGGUUAGCCUCAAGAGCCGUGAGCCAAAAUUUUUAUUUCCUCUUGAACGGAAAAGACUUCAAAGAUUCUAAUGCAAAUGUUCAUAAGUUUGCCGAUUAUUAUGUUAAUAAAGCUUUAGAGACCUCACCAGAAGAUUUAGAAAAAGCGUCGAGGGAUGGAUAUAUUUUCUUGUAUGAAUUAGUCAAACAAACUAGAGAUCCAGUUAUUUUAAGAGACCAAUUAUUGAAUAUAUUGUUAGCAGGAAGAGAUACUACAGCCGGCUUAUUGUCAUUCACAUUUUUUGAAUUAGCACGCAACCAAGACGUCUAUGACAAAUUAAAAGAGGAAAUAUAUAAAAAGUUCGGAGAGGGAGAAGAUUCCAGAGUUGAUGAGAUUACAUUUGAAUCGUUGAAGAAAUGUGAAUUCUUAAAAUGCGUCUUGAAUGAAAUUUUGAGGAUGUAUCCGUCAGUUCCUCAAAACUUCAGGUUCUCUAUUAAGAACACUACUUUGCCAAGAGGAGGUGGUCCCGAUGGAAAAUCGCCAAUUUUAAUUCCAAAGGGUCAGAACCUCCUUUAUUCUGUUUAUGCUACUCACAGAAACCCAAAAUUUUAUGGGAAGGAUGCAGAUGAAUUUAGACCUUCGAGAUGGUUAGAACCAGAGAUAAGAAAAGUGGGUUGGGCAUUCUUACCAUUUAACGGUGGCCCAAGAAUUUGCUUAGGCCAGCAGUUCGCACUAACAGAAGCUUCUUAUAUUAUUGUUAGGUUAAUACAAAUGUUUCCUAACUUGGGCAGUUUCUGUGAAGAAUAUCCUCCAAGGAAGAGUUCGCAUUUAACAAUGUGCCAUCAAGAUGGUGUGUUUAUUGGAAUGUCCUAA